AUGGAUAUCCGCGAACAGGAUCGCUGGCUGCCCAUAGCCAACGUGGGCCGCGUGAUGCGACAGGCCCUUCCACCUCACGGAAAGCUCUCGAAAGAGGCCAAACAGUGCAUGCAGGAGUGCGUGUCUGAGUUUAUCUCCUUCAUCACCUCGCAGGCGGCUGAAAAAUGCGCCCUGGAAAAGAGAAAGACGCUCAAUGGCGAGGACAUCCUGUUUUCGAUGUACUCGCUCGGGUUCGAGAACUACGCGGAAACGCUGAAAAUAUACCUUGCCAAAUACCGUCAGUACGAGCUUUCCGAGAGCGAAGCCAGAAGAGAGAAGUACCGACAGCGCAAGGGACUGGCUGCUGACGCUGACGACGCAAGCGACGCGGAAGCCCAUGAGGAGGGCGGCGCCGACGCGGAAGGCGAUUUCCUCAAUUACGAGGACGAGCUCAGCUUCGAAGGGUGGUAG
Molecule: messenger RNA, 450 nt
Organism: Ogataea angusta
Lineage: Eukaryota; Fungi; Ascomycota; Pichiomycetes; Pichiales; Pichiaceae
Exons: 1
Coding region: 1-450 (149 amino acids)
Biological process (GO): regulation of transcription by RNA polymerase II
Cellular component (GO): CCAAT-binding factor complex
Molecular function (GO): DNA-binding transcription activator activity, RNA polymerase II-specific; RNA polymerase II cis-regulatory region sequence-specific DNA binding; protein heterodimerization activity
Source: RefSeq, a predicted model, not a curated record